AUCUGCUACUAACUAACUUGAAGAAUGGAGCUCUGUUCUCGAACCUUAACAACUCUUCUUCAUCGCACUUCCCCUUCUUCUUCUUCUCACUCUCUUCUUCGUGCAACUACUUGUAACUAUGCAACACCUUCCAAAUCCAGCAACUACUUCAACCUCUCAUCAUCAUCAUCAUCUCAUUAUCAUAAUCAUCAUGUUCUUCACCACUUCCAACAACCACCCUUUCUCUUUCACCAUCAUCACGGUAGUUUUUCUUCCUUCAUUGUUUCAGCUUCUUCUUCUUCUUCUUCUUCUUCUUCUUCUUCUUCUUCUUCUUCUUCGGUGGCUGCUUCUUCCACAGAAGAGAAAAUGGACCGUCUUCCGGCAGAGUUGAACGUCACCGAAACACAAGAACCCAAUUCCAGAGUUAGACUUCAAGUGGAGGUGCCACCAGUUGUCUGUGAGGAUUGUUACAAAAGGGUCAUAUCUGAGUUUACAAAGCAAGCAAAGGUCCCUGGAUUCCGCCCCGGAAAGCCGGUUCCAGAAAGUAUUCUUGUCGGUUAUGUCGGGCGCAAAAAUGUUCAGAAGGCCACAAUCGAAUCUAUAUUGAGGAGAACACUUCCACAUGCUAUGACUUCAGUUACCAGAAAGGCUUUGCCGGACUCUGUGCGUAUAGUGACUAAAUUUUCUGAGUUGGAGAAAACAUAUUCUUCUCAAGGGAGUCUUAGAUAUGAUGUCCUUGCUGAUAUUGUACCUGAAAUCAAAUGGGUUCCUGAUAAUGGAUACAAGAAUCUGAAAAUUGUUGUUGAAAUAGACAGUGAUAUUGAUGCUCAGAAAGCAUCUGAACAAGAAUUCAAAAGGCGUCACAAAUCCAUUGGUGCGCUGAAGGUUGUUGCUGACAGAGGACUACAGGUUGGUGAUGUUGUUGUCAUUGACAUCUCGGCAACAACCAUUGACCAAGAUGAAUCAAAGAUUAAAAAUAUUCCUUCUGCUGAAAGUAAAGGAUUUAACUUCGAUACAGAAGAUGGUUACAGAAUAUUGCCCGGUUUCCUUGAUUCUAUAAUUGGAAUUCGUCCAGGUGAAACAAAGUCAUUUCCUCUUGUGUUUCCUGAAACAUGGAAUCAAGAAAAUCUCCGUGGUGUUCAUGCUCAGUUUACUGUUGAAUGCAAAGAACUAUUUUACAGAGAUUUGCCGGAACUGGAUGAUUCUAUUGCUGAUAAGCUUAUCCCUGGAUGCACCACAGUGCAACAGGUCAGAGACCUAUUGUUGCAGAGAUGUCAAGAGGUGGAGCAAUCAGCUAGAGAACAAGCAACUGAUAAUGCUAUAUUAGAUCAGAUUUCCAAGAUGGUAGAAGUUGAUAUACCUCAAUCCUUGUUUGAGGAACAAGGUAGACAGCUAUAUGGAGCCAGCCUUUUAGAAAUACAGGCGAAAAUGAAUCUAAAUGACCAGCAAUUGGCUUCUCUGUCAAGUCAAAAGGCUGUGAAUGAAUAUCUUGAGCAUCAGAAGGACAAUAUAAGAAAUUUGAUAAAACAGAAUCUGGCCGUCGGUGAUAUAUAUAGGCGCGAAAAUCUGCAGUUCUCCACUGAGGACCUUGUCAAGGAGGUUGAGAAUUCCAUCACCGAAUUCAAACGUCAAAAUCAAGAAUAUGACGAGGAAAGGGUAAAGGAUCAGGUCCAAGAAAUACUAGAAGGAGCUAAGGUGCUUGAAUGGUUGAGAGAACAUGCAGAGAUUCAGUAUGUAACCAGAUGAGAGAUAAGCAGUGGAAAAAGCAAAGCCAAGAAAGUCAAUCAUGGUGGCAACAGAAGCUCCAAUGAAACCUUCCCAUGUUUUCUUUGGAGAAAGCUUUAUAAGAGGUGUCCUCCCAAAAAAGAAACCAAAGAAAUAUGCAGCAACAUCAUUCAUAGCAAUUAGCCCUGCAGGGAAAAGAAACCUUCAUAACAAAAUUUAACAUGUUAGUUAGUUUCUUAAUCUUAAUCUUAAUCAUAAUAAUGAUAUAAUAUUUUUAAGGUAAUGCAUGAAAAAGUAUUACAUAUUACCAGAAUAUGCCUUCAAAUAUGUUGGCUACAGUGAAUGCUGAUU
This is a messenger RNA of Arachis duranensis, 2055 nucleotides long. RefSeq names its product trigger factor-like protein TIG, Chloroplastic. The transcript is spliced from 14 exons. Gene Ontology annotation, biological process: protein transport; protein unfolding; 'de novo' cotranslational protein folding. The record is from RefSeq and is a predicted model, not a curated record. NCBI's taxonomy places the organism in Eukaryota, Viridiplantae, Streptophyta, Magnoliopsida, Fabales, Fabaceae. Gene Ontology annotation, molecular function: protein folding chaperone; peptidyl-prolyl cis-trans isomerase activity; ribosome binding. Bases 25 to 1725 code for a protein of 566 amino acids.